AUGCGAGUUUCUCGGCGCUCGGCCGCCCGCUGUGCCCGGAUCGCGGCUCUGGGGCUGCUCCUGGUCGUCGCCUGGGCGGUGCAGGGCGGCCGCGCGGCCGCGGGUGCAGGCGAUGAUGGCGGAGGAGAUGUCCUGGCGAUUGCGCAGAGCGUUAUGGCAAAGGUGAGGGACCUCCAAGCACAGGUCAAGACCGGCGACUUGGUACCCAACUUCGGCGAGAAAGCCGCAAGUAUCGUGGCAGAGGCGCGCCAGGGCGGCGCAGAUCUCGAGAAAGCGGUGGAAGGAGCCCUGGAGCCUUUGUUCAUCAAGCAGAUCCACGAGUUGAAGAGCAAGCACGCCAUCUCAGACGUGCCUUGCGACUUGGACGCGGUGGACGAAGAGGAGAAGAAGUUCAAAGCCGAGGACAUGUUCAGAGCAUCGGAUGACCCGAAUCCGGGCCACUACCCAAGUCCCAAGAAGAACGCCAACUGCCAAGGAAAGUCGCGAUAUCAAUUCGCCGUGAGCUUGAUCCAAGAGGGCUGGGAGACAACCGUGUCCAAGAAACAGAACAGCUGGAUAAACAUGGGCGUGGUUGGAGCACUCAUUCUCAGCAUCUUGUAUUCAGCCAUGAACCAGCCAUUCGAGAAGUCGUCCGCAGAUGACAUGUGGCGUGACUUGCGCGAUCUUGGAGCGAAGGCGAUACUCUGA
Molecule: messenger RNA, 687 nt
Organism: Symbiodinium sp. CCMP2592
Lineage: Eukaryota; Dinophyceae; Suessiales; Symbiodiniaceae
Source: the annotation of a GenBank genome assembly